UCCACUCCCCUUCAGUGUGUCAGAGCGUCCCAGUAAAUAGGCUCGACUUUUUCUGCGUGGGCAGGGGCACUGUUACGAUGGCCAGAAUUAUACUGUUGCUGCUUAUAGUAACGCUGGCCACUGUGACCCAAGCUGGUGUGGGUAAAAAAAUUGAGCCGAUUCGAGAGGGAAUGCCUUUGGUGUGUCGCGAUGAAACAGGCUAUCACCCUGAAGGCUCCACCUGGUAUUUGAAAGGAUGUCAAAGGAAAUAUUGCACACGCGAAGGGUCCACCAUGAUUACCACUCAUCACAUCUGUGCUCCGAUGGCUGCCCCAGAGAACUGUAAAUGGGUGGAAGAUGAAACUUUGAAUUUCCCUGGUUGCUGCCCUAAACCUAUAUGCCCGUGAGAACGAUUCUGAAUUGUACCCAAGAAGACCACCGUUGUCAGUAUUGCAUGAUUUCACUAGUGCAAUAAAAACUUUGUUCAUCCUUC
Messenger RNA from Penaeus chinensis, 472 nucleotides. Its product is annotated as U-scoloptoxin(16)-Cw1a-like. Lineage: Eukaryota; Metazoa; Arthropoda; Malacostraca; Decapoda; Penaeidae. The transcript is spliced from 3 exons. Bases 78 to 386 code for a protein of 102 amino acids. The record is from RefSeq and is a predicted model, not a curated record.